Messenger RNA from Paramecium tetraurelia, 1887 nucleotides. RefSeq lists its product as uncharacterized. The transcript has 6 exons. Gene Ontology annotation, molecular function: protein phosphatase binding; protein phosphatase regulator activity. The record is from RefSeq and is a predicted model, not a curated record. NCBI's taxonomy places the organism in Eukaryota, Ciliophora, Oligohymenophorea, Peniculida, Parameciidae.
AGUGCUCAAUUUUGGACUCAUUUUGGGAUGCUUAUGAAGGAGAAUGUAUUCGAUCGCCACUUUGAAAAUCCAGACUUGUAGUUGACCACUUUGUUGGAUGAUGAUUUAAUAAUUGGUGAAUUCAGAAACCAAAAUUAAAAAUUAAUGGACUUUAUUCAAAAGAAACAAGUGGCUGAAUUGGUCAGUUAUUUAACUGAGAUGCCAGCAGAUGAUUCGAAUUCAAAAAGAGCAUUCAGAUAUCCAUUUUACUCAUGCGAAUUGUUGGUGUGUUGUGAGAAUCCUAAAAUCUUAGAGUAAUUCUUUGGAGAGGACAAAUCUCAAUUGCAUGCAUUAUUUCAAUUUUUUAUUUCAGAGGAUGAUGUAAACCCAGUGUUGGCAGGCUAUGUCUGUAAUGUUAUGUUUAACUUGUUGAAAAUGAAGACUGAUAUCUUUCUUGAUGAAUUUUAUUAAUAUCAGAAUUUAGUAGAUGGAUUAGUAAAACAAUUAUAAUCUCGUUCGGUUGCUGAACUUGUAAUUCGUGUGUUAACAAUUGAACAAGAAACUCAAGCUGAUUAUACACCUUAAAGGAUUCAAUUACUCAAAGGAGUAGUUGGGAGAAUUUUAGAUAUCUCAAAUUUCGAAGUCUCAACCAAUGUGUCUCAUAUCAUCCAAGAGAUCACUUAGAAGGCUUAUGUAAUUUUCAAGGCAUAGCCUCUAUUUGAAUUCUUAUACGGAGAAUCAAUCGAUCUAUUUUGCUCGUCUAUUGUCCAUGAAAGCAACUACGUGUCUCUUGCUUCAGGAACUUCAUUAUAUAAUCUUCUCACCUUGCUCUACAAAAUGUAAAAUAGGUAAGGAGAAUCAUCUGAAGGUGGUGUUGUCAUUGAAAAUGCAUUGUUCAUUGUGAACCAUUAAGAGCUAUUCAAUAAAAUAGAGUCUCAUUUAGAUAAAUGGCUAGAGUUCUUAUAAAAAUCUGCCACUCCUGUGUUUGGAUAACACAAGAUUAAGAUACUUGAAAUCAUUGGAGUAUGCAUAAGUUUGAAUCAAGAAUCCUUUGUCACUAAACUAUACCAAUAGGAUAUUUUCAAAGUUUAUAACUCAUUAUUUUCCAAACAUGAAAAACAUGACAUCUUGCAUUUGCAAUAUUUUAGAUUCAUUGUUCACAUUAUUGAAUAAAAAUUUGAUAAUCUCGUCCAGAAUUUAUUCAAUCAAAAUGAGUUUAUUCAAUUUCUAUUGAAUAGUACUGCUGAAGUGAGCAACAAUAAAAACCAAAGAAAAGAGUAUUUGGGUUUUGUGACUAAAUUGGCUCAUUUCUUAGUGGAGUUUUCACCGAAAUAUCCAUUGUUGUAGUCAGAAUUGGAAACGGAGUCCUGGAAGAAAUUUAGGGAAUAAUAUUUUGAUAAGGCUGAGAAACUGAAUAAUCAUGAAUUGGGUGGUCAUACAAGAGCUGAUUAUAAGGAGGAUGUUCAUUUUAAUAAAGAGGAUAUCUAGACGAAAUAUGAUGACUUUUUGACAUCCAAUCAUGAUGAGAAGCUAUAAGAUGAAGCAAAGAAUACUCAAAACUUAGAGAAUAUUUUUGAUGCUUUCAAUAUCAGCAAUACAGAGUAAGCCAAUCCUGUAGAUGGACAAUAAUAAGACUGGUCUAAUUUCUCAUGGGGAUAAGAAUAAAAUCAAGCAGGAGGAGCAUCAGAACAACAAUCAAAUUUCUAAUAAUUUGCAGAUAAUUCAAAUUAGGAACAACGCAGAGAGCAAGGAACAUCAGUAGAAUAGUAAUAGAACACUUAAUAAAAACAUGAUUAUGCAUAAGAGGAGAAAGAUGAUGAAUAUAAUCGAUUUUGGCAAUUUUAAAUCCACGAACAUGAUGCUAAAUUACAUGAUGAUGCUUUGUAUGAGUUUGAAAAAAAUUUGUGA